This is a messenger RNA of Diospyros lotus (date-plum), 1856 nucleotides long. RefSeq names its product shaggy-related protein kinase eta-like. Gene Ontology annotation, biological process: signal transduction; protein phosphorylation. The record is from RefSeq and is a predicted model, not a curated record. The transcript has 12 exons. Gene Ontology annotation, cellular component: cytoplasm. Lineage: Eukaryota; Viridiplantae; Streptophyta; Magnoliopsida; Ericales; Ebenaceae. The coding region runs from base 228 to 1367 and encodes 379 amino acids. Gene Ontology annotation, molecular function: ATP binding; protein serine/threonine kinase activity.
CCUACUACUUGCAAGUUGCAAGGCUUUAUGUGAAAGAGAGAGAGAGAGAGAGAGAGAGAGAGGGGUGGGAUUCACAUUCACAUGGAGAUGCCUUGGUGCUGGGGCCUCCACUCAUCCAGCCGACAAUUAUGAACAGAUGAAGCACCUUUAGUCAUCAAACAGCAAAGAAAACAAGAAGUCGUAUUAUUCUCCGCCUCUUCCUCCGUCGUCUCCCCGCCGGAAACUUUAUGGCCGACGACAAGGAGGUGUCUGCCUCAGUUGUUAAUACGAAUAAUGCAGUCACAGGUCACAUCAUUUCCACAACCAUUGGUGGCAAAAAUGGAGAAGCCAAACAGACCAUCAGCUACAUGGCAGAGCGUGUUCUUGGGACAGGAUCAUUUGGAGUUGUUUUUCAGGCAAAAUGCUUGGAAACUGGGGAAACUGUGGCAAUAAAGAAAGUUUUGCAAGACAAGAGAUACAAGAACCGCGAACUGCAAUUGAUGAGAAUGAUGAAUCAUCCUAACAUUGUUUCUUUGAAGCAUUGUUUCUUCUCUACUACGAGUAAAGACGAGCUUUUUCUCAACUUAGUCAUGGAUUAUGUCCCUGAGUCCAUGUAUCAUGUUCUGAAACGUUAUAGCAAUCAGAACCAGAGUAUGCCUCUCAUCUAUGUGAAACUAUACAUUUACCAGAUUUUCAGGGGGCUGGCAUAUAUGCACGAUGUUCAAGGAGUUUGUCACAGGGAUUUGAAACCUCAGAAUGUUCUGGUUGAUCCUGUUUCUCACCAUGUCAAGAUUUGUGAUUUUGGAAGUGCAAAAAUGCUGGUGACGAGUGAGGCAAACAUAUCAUAUAUAUGCUCACGUUACUAUCGGGCCCCAGAACUCAUAUUUGGGGCCACAGAAUAUACAACUUCAAUUGAUAUUUGGUCUGCUGGAUGUGUUCUUGCUGAGCUUCUUUUAGGCCAGCCAUUGUUCCCCGGAGAAAAUGCAGUGGGCCAGCUUGUGGAGAUUAUAAAGGUUCUUGGUACACCAACUCGGGAAGAAAUUCGUUGUAUGAAUCCAAACUACAGUGAUUUUAGGUUUCCACAAAUAAAGGCUCAUCCUUGGCACAAGGUUUUUCACAAACAUAUGCCUCCUGAAGCAAUUGAUCUUGCUUCACGUCUGCUACAGUACUCACCAAGUCUUCGGUGCACUGCACUAGAGGCAUGUGCACAUCCCUUUUUUGAUGAGCUUCGAGAACCCUAUGCCCGACUACCUAAUGGUCGCCCAUUACCUCUUCUUCUCAACUUUAAAGAGGAGUUGUUGGGAGCUUCUCCAGAACUUAUUAGCAGGUUGAUACCGGAGCAUGCCAGACGGCAAAUGGAUCUAAAUCUCUUCCCUCCAGGCACAUGACAUGGCAAAUUGGUUUCUGCUGAUCGACGAUGAGACACAGGGGCAUCUGUACAGCCCUGCAAUCGCCCCCGACAAGCAGGAUUUCGUUUGGGCAUCUGAAUGGCUGCACCAGUUGAGAUGAUGCUUUUAUUUGCCCCUUUCUCCUGUAUAUCAGCACCCCAAAGGAAGGAAGGAAACAACCAACAAUUUCAAGCCACAGAAGAAGAAGAAGAAGAAGAAGAAGAGGAGGAGGAGGAAAUCUGUACUGUGACUAGUGUCUAUAUGUGCUUUUUUUUUUUGGCUGUUUUGCUAGUAAUUUUUGCAAUCAAAAAGUUUUUGCACAGGUAAAAGAGGGAUGGAUGCCUUCUUGGUGGUUGAUUUUAUUUGCAUCUUUUGUGUAUUGAGUGGAAUCCAGGACCUUUUUUUUUUCGCUCCAAGCUGUACCUGACUGACUGACCCGCCACCUAACUCUGCCAGCCAAAUAGAUUUCAUUACUGGUGUUGACUUCCA